Messenger RNA from Ostertagia ostertagi, 651 nucleotides. Lineage: Eukaryota; Metazoa; Nematoda; Chromadorea; Rhabditida; Trichostrongylidae. The record is from the annotation of a GenBank genome assembly.
AUGUCGAAGGUUUCACGUGAAGCUCUCAACGAGGCUGUGGCUGAUGUCCUCAAGGGCGCUCAGGAGAAGAAGAGGAAGUUCCGUGAGACUGUAGAGCUCCAAAUUGGCCUCAAGAACUACGAUCCCCAAAAGGACAAGCGUUUCAGCGGCGCCGUCAGGCUGAAGAGCGUUCCCCGACCGGCCAUGAAGGUGUGCGUUUUUGGAGAUCAGCAUCAUUUGGAUGAGGCCAAUGCAAACGGAAUCCCAUGCAUGAGCGCUGAUGACCUCAAGAAACUGAACAAGAACAAGAAGCUGAUCAAGAAGCUCGCAAAGAGUUACGAUGCAUUCCUCGCUUCUGAGUCACUUAUUAAGCAGAUUCCUCGUAUUAUUGGACCUGGUCUCAACAAGGCUGGAAAAUUCCCUUCGGUUGUUUCACACGGGGAACCGCUAUCAGUGAAGGUUGAGGAGAUCAAGGCUACAAUCAAAUUCCAGAUGAAGAAGGUGCUCUGUCUUUCUGUGGCAGUAGGACAUGUUGAAAUGACUCAAGAAGAGCUUGUUUCGAAUAUAUCUCUAUCGAUCAACUUCCUCGUGUCCCUCUUGAAGAAGAACUGGCAGAACGUGCGCUCGUUGAACAUCAAAUCUACUAUGGGCAAAGCUCAACGUCUAUAUUAA